Molecule: messenger RNA, 2870 nt
Organism: Camellia sinensis
Lineage: Eukaryota; Viridiplantae; Streptophyta; Magnoliopsida; Ericales; Theaceae
Product: G-type lectin S-receptor-like serine/threonine-protein kinase At1g61550
Biological process (GO): protein phosphorylation; recognition of pollen
Cellular component (GO): plasma membrane
Molecular function (GO): ATP binding; protein serine/threonine kinase activity
Source: RefSeq, a predicted model, not a curated record
CAAUGGCAGCAGCAACUACACUCACGUGACUUCAGUCAAAUUGCACCACCCAUGUGGAUCUCAAUAAUAAUAGUUAGAGAUUAGUUAUGUGAGCAUAAAAAUCAAGUUCUGUGAAGCCAUUUAGCAAAUCAGAACUAGACAGAGAGAAAUGGGUAUCCAAUACAGAAUUCCUUUUUCUUUUCUUUCGUUCCCAUUCCUCUUGUUUGUCUUAUUCACUAUUCCAUCACAACACUGCACUCCAACUGAUACUAUAACACGAUCACAACCAAUCUCAGCAGGACAAACUCUCAUCUCCUCUGGUCAAAUGUUUGAGUUAGGCUUCUUCAUUCCAAGCAAUUCCAGUAAGCAAUAUGUUGGGAUUUGGCACAAGAACAUACCAAUACAUGAUCGAAAAGUCGUAUGGGUGGCAAACAGAAAGAAUCCAAUUACAGUUACAGCAACGGACUCUGCCUCUUCAAGUCUAACAAUUGGUAAAGAUGGAAAUCUGAGACUACUUGAUGGCAUGAACAACACUGUCUGGUUUACAAAUGUUUCUGUCCAUUCCAACAACUCAAUUGCAGUGCUUACAGACAAGGGAGACCUUACUCUUGUAGAUAGUGUCUCUCGAUUGACCUUGUGGGAGAGCUUUAACUAUCCUUAUGACACUUUUUUACCGGGAAUGACGCUAGGAAUGAACACCAAAACAAGAGAGAAACGCUUCCUAUCUUCCUGGCUGACCGAAGAUGACCCAUCUCCUGGAAAGUUUGUUUGCGGGCUUUCAAAGGAGGCACCACCGCAGAUUUUCAUUUGGAAUGGUUCCAAGCCAUACUGGAGAGGUGGUCCAUGGGACGGAUCGAAGUUUAUAGGGAUACGGGACGAUUUGUACAGCUACGGCGAUGGAUUUAGCCUCACUCACGAUAAUCAGCAGGGAAGUGUGAAUGCGACAUGGCACGUUUACAACAUCUCUAGUGUCCAUUUUCUGUUCUUAACACCAAAUGGAUCUUUGAAGAUAAUGUAUAUGGAUGAAACAGUCAAGAACCCGAAUGUUACUUGGAUGACACCGCUCAAUCGAUGUGAUAUUUAUGGGGUUUGUGGACCUUUUGGAGUUUGCAAUAAGAAUAUGUAUCCAAAUUGUGAGUGCUUGAAAGGGUUUGUACCAAACUCAAUUGAGGAUUGGAAGAAAGGAAAUUGGGCAGGUGGUUGUGUGAGGAAAACUGAUUUGCUAUGCCAAAAGAACACUAGCAGCUUAGCAUCAUCAGGAAAGGCUCAAAAUGAUGAAUUUUGGAAGUUGGGAAGUAUGAAGCUGCCGGAUCAUUUUGAAUAUUUGUAUACCGAGGAUUCCUCAGGUUGCCAACAAUGGUGCUUGAGUAAUUGUUCUUGUGUGGCAUAUGCAUAUGUGAGUGGAAUUAAUUGUAUGGUUUGGACUGGAGGGCUCAUGGAUGUUCAGCAGUUUUCACUUGCCGGGGACGACCUCAACCUUCGCCUUUCGCCUUCAGAGCUGGCAAAAGAUAAGAAAAAUAAUGAAAAAUUCAUCAUCAGCUUUACAACAAUUUCUGGGGUUGUCCUCUUGGGUGCGUUCAUGUAUGGUUUGCACAGGUGGAGAGCAAAUCAAAGAGUUCUGUGGUUCACUUUUUGUACAUCAGUAAACAAAGAAAACAGGAAAAAGGACUUUGAAAUGGCUGAAUCAAUGAACACUUCAGAGCUACCAAUUAUUGGCUUUGAUAAAUUAUUAGCCGCUACCGAUAACUUCAGCACGACAAACAAACUUGGGGAAGGAGGAUUUGGACCUGUUUAUAAGGGAAAGUUAGAAGAUGGGCAGCUAGUGGCAGUGAAAAGACUUUCGAGGCAUUCAGGACAAGGCCUGGAAGAGUUCAAGAAUGAGAUCAUAUUGAUAUCCAAACUGCAGCACAGGAAUCUUGUUAGGCUCUUGGGUUGCUGCAUUGAUGGGGAAGAGAAGCUAUUGGUUUAUGAGUACAUGACAAACAAAAGCUUGGACACUUUUCUCUUUGAUGCAACGAAAAGGGCGAAGCUUGAUUGGGCUAAACGCUUCCAUAUUAUUCAGGGUAUUGCUAGAGGGCUUCUUUAUCUCCAUCGGGAUUCUUGUUUAAGGAUUAUUCACAGAGAUUUAAAGGCUAGCAAUAUUCUCUUAGAUGAUGACAUGAAUUCGAAAAUUUCAGACUUUGGGAUAGCGCGAACUUUCCAAGUGACACAAGAAUUGGCAAAUACUCACAGAGUGGUGGGAACAUUCGGAUACAUGUCUCCCGAGUAUGCAAUGGGAGGGCUAUUUUCAGAGAAAUCGGAUGUCUAUAGCUUUGGUGUUUUGCUAUUAGAGAUGGUCAGUGGCAGGAGGAAUACUUGUUUCCCUUAUCAUGAAAAAUAUUUGAACCUCCUUGGUUAUGCAUGGAAAUUGUGCAAUGAAAGCCGGGCAUCAGACUUAGUAGAUGAGGUAGUGAUUGAUUCAUGUUCUUGGUCUGAAGUAAUGAGAUGCAUACAAAUUAGCCUUCUUUGUGUUCAAGACCACCCUGCGGAUAGGCCAACAAUGUCUGAUGUGGUUCUCAUGCUAAGUAAUGAAAUAGAUCUUCCACAUCCAAAACAACCUACAUUCACUAUGCAAAGCUUGUCAGAUGUCGAUCUUCGGUCACAAUGCAAUAAAAUAUCUUCCGACAGUAAGGCAUCUCUAUCAAUUAUUGAGGGGCGAUAACCAAUUUACAAAUUAUAUAUAUGUCGCACAACAUAUUUUGAUAUAUUUGUGUUGGCUACGUAUUUUGUAAAAGACUAGUUACAGUUCGACGUGUGGCAGAGUAAGGGUAAUAUAGGAAGACUGUUCAAGUCUUCGAUCCUGAUCGUACACGUGACAGUUGAUAUUGUCUAUUGCGUGGUCCGAAUAACAU